Mitosporidium daphniae is the source of this 514-nucleotide messenger RNA. RefSeq lists its product as uncharacterized. Gene Ontology annotation, cellular component: cytoplasm; nascent polypeptide-associated complex. The annotation marks the transcript as partial. Lineage: Eukaryota; Fungi; Microsporidia. The transcript has a single exon. Gene Ontology annotation, biological process: protein targeting to membrane. The record is from RefSeq and is a predicted model, not a curated record.
AUGGCAGAAUCGGAACUUGAUUUAAGAUCUCUCCAACCAAAUAUUUCUAAUCAUAAAGGCUCAAAUUUCUCCGUCAGCGUCACGGAUGCUAAUGACGAUCUUUCUUCAGCUUCAGACGAUUCUUCCUCUGAUGUAGAGUGUGCUGAUAAUUGUGAACACGGGGAGCAUACCAACUCUCAUGACGCAGCGAGAGGCCAAUCUUAUUCGAGGAACGAGCGAAAAGCUAGAAAGCUAAUUCUUAAACUUGGUCUUGUUCACGUUCCAGAAAUCACAAGGGUUACACUUUGCCGAUCAAAGAAUACGGUGUUUGUUAUCAGCAAACCAGAAGUCUACAAGAAUCCGACCACAAAUUCCUUUGUCGUCUUUGGAGAGGCAAAGGUAGAGGACCUUGGUAUGGCUGCACAGGCUCAGGCAGCACGCCGUUACCAAGAACAGCAGGAGGCAAUGAUGAAAGAUUUUCCCGUCCAAUCUGCAUCGGCUUUAAAGCAAAUUGAAGGAGUGCAGGAGGUUGAUA